This is a messenger RNA of Tarenaya hassleriana, 1432 nucleotides long. RefSeq names its product 24-methylenesterol C-methyltransferase 2. The transcript has a single exon. NCBI's taxonomy places the organism in Eukaryota, Viridiplantae, Streptophyta, Magnoliopsida, Brassicales, Cleomaceae. Gene Ontology annotation, molecular function: S-adenosylmethionine-dependent methyltransferase activity. The record is from RefSeq and is a predicted model, not a curated record. Gene Ontology annotation, biological process: steroid biosynthetic process. The coding region runs from base 70 to 1170 and encodes 366 amino acids.
UCUCACAGUCAGUCACAAGAAAAGAGGCGUAAAAACACAACGUCUCAUCAUUCUCUAUCUCUCUCUCCAAUGGACUCUGUCGCACUGUUCUGCACCGGCGCUCUCAUCGCCGGCGGUCUUUACUGGUUCGUCUGCCUCCUUGGCCCGGCGGAGCAAAAGGGCAAACGCGCCGUCGAUCUCUCCGGCGGCUCCAUAUCCUCCGAGAAGGUCCGCGACAACUACAACAACUACUGGUCUUUCUUCCGCCGACCAAAGGAGAUCGAGACCACCGACAAGGUCCCUGACUUUGUCGACACGUUCUACAACCUCGUCACCGACAUCUACGAGUGGGGAUGGGGACAGUCCUUCCACUUCUCCCCCUCCAUCCCGGGAAAGUCCCACCGCGACGCUACGCGUCUCCACGAGGAGAUGGCCGUAGAUCUGAUCGAUGUCAAGUCAGGAGACAAGAUUCUCGACGUGGGUUGCGGCGUCGGAGGCCCGAUGCGGGCCAUCGCGGCUCACUCUCGGGCUAAGGUUGUCGGGAUCACGAUCAACGAGUACCAGGUGAACAGGGCUCGUCUCCACAACAAGAAGGCCGGUCUCGACGACCUCUGCGAGGUUGUCUGCGGGAACUUCCUCCAGAUGCCGUUUCCCGACAACAGCUUCGACGGCGCCUACUCGAUCGAGGCCACUUGCCACGCUCCGAGCCUCGAGGAGGUCUACGCCGAGAUCUUCAGGGUCUUAAAGCCUGGCUCGAUGUACGUAUCGUACGAGUGGGUGACGACGGACAAGUUCGUGUCGGAAAAUCCGGAGCACGUGGAGGUGAUACAAGGGAUCGAGAGGGGAGAUGCCUUGCCUGGUCUGAGGAGCUUCUCCGACAUCGCCGCCACAGCGAGGAAAGUGGGUUUCGAGAUUGUGAAGGAGAACGAUCUGGCGGCGCCGCCGGCGAAGCCGUGGUGGACAAGGCUUAAGAUGGGUCGAAUCGCGUACUGGAGAAACCACAUUGUCGUGAAGAUCCUGUCCGCCAUCGGAGUAGCUCCGAAAGGAACCGUCGAUGUUCACGAGAUGCUCUUCAAGACCGCUGAUUAUUUGACCAGAGGAGGCGAAACCGGCAUCUUCUCGCCGAUGCAUAUGAUCCUCUGCAGAAAACCGGAGAUUCCGGCGACUCCGCCGACGGCGGCGAGUUCUUGAAAAAGGUAAAACAAAACCGCCGCCGGGAGAAUCUUCUUCGGUUUCGGCCCCUUCUUUUUUCUUAAUUUCCGUUUUUGCCCCUUAAGUUUUUCCUUUUAUCUUUUUAGUUAAUUCUGGAAUUAAUCGUCGUGAUCAGUGUACUCUUUUUUUUUCCUGGUUUCUAUUAUUAAUCCGUUUUUAAUUUAAUUUGAUUUUCGUUAAUUGUGGUGGGCCUUUGCUGUUAUUCGAGAUUAAUUUAAACGGAAAUUAAAUUCAUCUUUUA